Messenger RNA from Saccostrea echinata, 714 nucleotides. RefSeq names its product ras-like protein rasD. Lineage: Eukaryota; Metazoa; Mollusca; Bivalvia; Ostreida; Ostreidae. Gene Ontology annotation, cellular component: plasma membrane. Gene Ontology annotation, molecular function: GTPase activity; GDP binding; GTP binding. The transcript is spliced from 4 exons. The coding region runs from base 1 to 714 and encodes 237 amino acids. The record is from RefSeq and is a predicted model, not a curated record. Gene Ontology annotation, biological process: signal transduction.
AUGAAGGUAUUAAGAGUAGUUGUUUUAGGAGCAAAUAGAGUUGGAAAAACAACUCUAGUGAAAACCUUUUUACAGUCUUCCCCGGAUCACAGCAUAGAGUCUAAUGUAUCCAAAGAUGUACACAGCAAAAUGAUACUUUUUCCAGAUGGAUUGUAUCAUCGAGUGGAGUUUGUGGAUAUCAGCAAUCUGGAUGAGUUUCCUUCCAUGAAAGAGGUUUACAUACAGACGGGAGACGCGUUCGUCGUCAUGUAUGCCGUAGACAACCAGCAAUCGUACGACGAAGCCCAGGUCAUACGUCAAGAAAUCACCAGGCUAAAAGGUCGUUGUUUUGACAAUAUUGUAAUGGUUGGAAAUAAAUUAGACAUCAAGUCAACCCGAAAAAUUUCAACCGAAAAGGCAUGUGACAACAUCCCUGAAACUUGCCUUUUCACUGAAACAAGUGCAAAAUUAGGUCUAAACGUCCAUUGUCCAUUUACUCUGCUGUUUGACAAUUACUUGCAAAGUUUAAAGGAAAUUGAAUCAUCGGACGUGGAAAUGAAGCGAUGUAAACAUUACCUAGGCUGGCUAACCAAAAGUCCAACAAACUUCUACAUUUUGGGAAAACAAUGUGGAAUGAAGUCUCACUCCACAAACAACAGAGACCAGGCUGUGAUGAACCCCCUGAUCAAUACAAAGGGCUCAGGGUGGGUGUGGUUGGUCAACAGGAGUUACUAA